Odobenus rosmarus divergens (Pacific walrus) is the source of this 1896-nucleotide messenger RNA. It is a transcript of the gene PLPPR5, whose product is annotated as lipid phosphate phosphatase-related protein type 5-like. Bases 221 to 1186 code for a protein of 321 amino acids. The transcript has 6 exons. Gene Ontology annotation, biological process: phospholipid dephosphorylation; phospholipid metabolic process; signal transduction. NCBI's taxonomy places the organism in Eukaryota, Metazoa, Chordata, Mammalia, Carnivora, Odobenidae. Gene Ontology annotation, molecular function: phosphatidate phosphatase activity. The record is from RefSeq and is a predicted model, not a curated record.
GGGGCUCGUCUGGGGGUAGCCGCCUCCUCUGCAGCCUGCUGGCGCCUCGAAACCCGGACCUGCCUCCGCCUCUUCCUCCAGCGACUUCAUCCCUCCUCCCGCGCCUCGUCGUCCCGCCGCCCCCGCCGCCGCCGCGCCCCCGGUGGCUGCCUCGGCGGACCCGGGAGGGGGCCCGCCGCGUCCGCCGCCCGCUUGGCUCGGCCCGGCCCGGGAGGCGUGCAUGCCCCUGCUGCCCGCGGCGCUCACCAGCAGCAUGCUCUAUUUCCAGAUGGUGAUCAUGGCAGGGACGGUGAUGCUGGCGUACUACUUCGAGUACACCGACACGUUCACCGUGAACGUGCAGGGCUUCUUCUGCCACGACAGCGCCUACCGCAAGCCCUACCCGGGCCCGGAGGACAGCAGCGCCGUGCCCCCCGUUCUCCUCUACUCGCUGGCCGCCGGGGUUCCCGUGCUCGUGAUAAUAGUUGGAGAAACUGCAGUGUUUUGCCUACAACUGGCCACACGGGAUUUUGAAAACCAGGAGAAAACUAUUUUAACUGGAGAUUGUUGCUAUAUAAACCCACUGGUGCGGCGAACUGUACGAUUUCUGGGUAUUUAUACAUUUGGGCUAUUUGCUACAGAUAUCUUUGUAAAUGCUGGGCAAGUAGUCACAGGGAAUCUGGCUCCACAUUUUCUUGCCCUGUGUAAGCCCAACUAUACAGCGCUUGGAUGUCAGCAGUAUACACAGUUCAUCAGUGGGGAAGAGGCCUGCACGGGCAACCCAGAUCUCAUCAUGAGAGCAAGGAAGACGUUUCCAUCCAAAGAAGCGGCUCUUAGUGUCUAUGCAGCUAUGUAUCUGACAAUGUACAUUACCAACACAAUCAAAGCCAAAGGAACAAGACUUGCUAAGCCCGUUUUAUGUUUGGGCUUAAUGUGUUUGGCCUUUCUUACCGGACUCAACAGAGUAGCGGAAUAUCGAAAUCAUUGGUCAGAUGUGAUAGCAGGUUUUCUGGUUGGAAUAUCUAUAGCAGUAUUUCUGGUUGUGUGUGUGGUAAAUAAUUUCAAAGGAAGACAACCAGAAAAUGAACAUAUACACAUGGAUAAUCUGGCACAGAUGCCAAUGAUCAGCAUUCCUCGAGUAGAAAGUCCUUUGGAAAAGGUAACAUCUGUACAGAACCAUAUCACCGCCUUUGCAGAAGUCACAUGAUACUGAAACAGAUGGUUUGUCACUGCAUUGGACAUCGUCCCUUUUCACCACCCGCUCAUAACCCCCAAAGUUUGUUUGAUUACAACAGAAGUUUAUAAAGUUGUCUAAUAAUUUUUAUAAUUUUAAAAUCAGUGUCAACUUAUCUGUUUCCCCCACUAGACUGUGAGCUCCUCAAGGGCAGGACUGUGUCUUUCUUCUCUGUAUCCCCAGCACCUACAACAAAACCUCGCACAAAGUAGGUGUUAAAUAAAAUGUGACGACCCAAUGAAAAGAUUAAUUCGUAAAUAAAACAUUCACGUUAGUUUCUCACAGAAUCACCGAUACUAUGUGAAAAGGAAACUUUACACAAGUCAUCUUGUAUAAGAAAUCCCUCCAUCUGGGCCUAGUUAAGCUUUUUAAUUUUUCAUAGAUCUAUUCAGCAGUAUAUCACAUUUCAUUUGAAGCGGACUUUGAAAGUCAUGGGGGUUUUAUGUUAUUAUUCAGCAUGACAUUAUUUCCAUUCUAACAGAGAUCAGUGUGUGAAAUUACUUUACUUUUAGAAAGUAUGUUCUAUACUAAAAUAAUGUUUGCACAUAAUAUUAUACUAUAUUUCACUUAAAAUACCAUUCAUACUAUACAUUCUAAGACUGGUGCUUCUGCUUUUGAAGGGGGAAAAUGCCAAUUUUUACUGUAAUAAGUAAUGUAUCAUAAUUAAAAAUUAUUUAUUUGGA